ACCUCUGACCAGGUGAAAAUCUGUCUCUGUGAUUGGCUGCCAGACUGACCUGCAGACAGGUGAACAUGGUCUCUCGGCUGGUUGCGGUGCUGCUGCUGCUGCUGCUGCUGAGCGGCUCGGUGAGACCCGGACUGCGCGCCGGUCCCGGACCCUCCGCCGACUCCGGUCCGGACUCUGAGCGGGGGAGGAUGGAGCUGCGGCGCGUGUGGAGCCUCGCGGCUCAGCCCAGGUACGGAGAGUGUUGGGCGCGCGCCCUGGGGCACCUGGACUCACUCUGCAGGGACAUGACGUCAGAGAGCCAGAGCCGGAUAGCGCUGAGAUUCACCCACUGUCACCUGAGCAGCUCAGGCAGGGAUUUCCCAUCAUGCCCUGAGGGGUCAGAGGUCAGCAGGUGUACAGCCGGGAUGGACGCUGUGGCCUUUAACACCUACACAGAGUUUUUCACCCACGCUCACUCCAUCUGUCACUUCCUGCAGUCUGAAGCCUGGCAGAGCCGAGCUGAGAACACCAUGCACAGACUCACAGAGAGUUCAGCAGGUGUAGCCGAGCAGCUUCAGUCCACCAGGCAGAUGGCUGAAGACCUGAUUGAGGCCCAGAGUGCUGCCUUACAGGCGCAACAGGAGAUCCUGAACAAUGGAGAGGAGCUGAGAGUCACCCUGAAAGACUCUACUCAGGGUCUGAAGUCGGUGUUCUUGGAGCUCAGCAGUGCCUCCAGGGAGCAGCAGGUGGCGCUGUCCGAACUCUUCAACAGAGUUUCCUUCCUGCAGAGUUUCCUGCUGACGGAGGCUCACAGUCUGAGCUCCUGCUUCUACAACGCUGCUGCUCUCUGUGCCUCCUUCCUCCUCACCUCCACCCAGCGCUCCUCCAGAGCCAGGUUAGUGCUGUUGGGUCAGGUGUGUUUGAAUUUCUACCUGGAGAGGAAGAUCUGCCAGUUUGUGAUGAGCUCAGACCAUCCUGAACACAAACACAUGGAGCUGAUCACCCUGUAUGUGAGCAUGUUGCGGCGGUUGAUGGUGUGUGUCGGAGUGUGCGUUCUGCUCUGUGUGUGUGUUCGGUACAGAGACCCGGUGCAGCAGAGUCUGCAGGUGCUGCAGCAGCUCAGGGAGACGCAGCGCAGCCUGCAGGAGGCGCUGCAGCACGCAGAGGUUUUAGGGCAGCGGCAGGAGAAGACUGAAGAGAUUCAGCAGCAUGUGAAGAGAACAGAGAGAAGAAGAAAGGAGGCGACACCGAGGAGGAGAAAAGAGGAGAUAAGAAGAGAAGAGGAGGAGGAGGAGGAGGAGGAAUGCAGCACGCUGGUGUCUCCAAUCACAGACAGUUCAGACCUGUCUCACCUCUCACACACGAGUUGGAGUACCGACAGUAUUCUCAGCAGUACAGUCAUCACCUCAGCAGCUGACACCACGCUGCAGACAUACACUACUACUACUACCCACAAUGCCUCAGUGCGGAGGCCCGCUACCCACAGUGCCUCAGUGAGUCCAGGCAGACGUCCUCGCCGCUCCUCCUCUUCAUCUCCGCUGGUCUACAGCAUCCUGGUGGAGGACAGACAGCCUCGUUACAGCCUGCGCAGCAGAAGAUCAGAGACUCACUGAGGAAAGUAAAACUUUGUUCUGCUGUGAAACUUUUAAUCAGAAUAUUUUCUAUCAAUAUGAAUCAAUAAAACUGAGUUUUGGGUUUUAAAGAGAGAAAUGCGUCUCUGAC
Molecule: messenger RNA, 1701 nt
Organism: Thunnus maccoyii (southern bluefin tuna)
Lineage: Eukaryota; Metazoa; Chordata; Actinopteri; Scombriformes; Scombridae
Exons: 10
Coding region: 66-1592 (508 amino acids)
Source: RefSeq, a predicted model, not a curated record